This is a messenger RNA of Mustela lutreola (European mink), 1339 nucleotides long. RefSeq names its product tropomyosin 2 (gene TPM2). Gene Ontology annotation, biological process: muscle contraction; actin filament organization. Gene Ontology annotation, cellular component: actin filament. Gene Ontology annotation, molecular function: actin filament binding. The record is from RefSeq and is a predicted model, not a curated record. Bases 250 to 1104 code for a protein of 284 amino acids. The transcript has 9 exons. Lineage: Eukaryota; Metazoa; Chordata; Mammalia; Carnivora; Mustelidae.
GGCGCAGGGGGCAGCGGCGCUCCCCCACCCGGCUGAGCUUCUGCCCCUACAAGGUUUGGGCCGCGGUGGGGGAGGGUCCCGGGCCCCGGCUCCGCCCGGCCCCUCCCAGCCUUUUAGGCGCCCGCGCGGCUGGGACAUCCCAGUCCCGCUUGGUCUUCCUCGCCCGCCACCCGUGCGCCCAGUCCGCGCAGCCAGCCCAGUUCGUCCAGUCUACACUGCCCGCCGGCCGGCCCGCCCCCCACCGCAGCCAUGGACGCGAUCAAGAAGAAGAUGCAGAUGCUAAAGCUGGACAAGGAGAAUGCCAUCGACCGUGCCGAGCAGGCCGAGGCCGACAAAAAGCAGGCUGAGGACCGCUGCAAGCAGCUGGAGGAGGAGCAGCAGGCCCUCCAGAAGAAGCUGAAGGGGACAGAGGAUGAGGUGGAAAAGUAUUCUGAGUCAGUGAAGGACGCCCAGGAGAAACUGGAACAGGCUGAGAAGAAGGCUACCGAUGCCGAGGCAGAUGUGGCCUCCCUGAACCGCCGCAUUCAGCUGGUAGAGGAGGAGUUGGACCGAGCGCAGGAGCGCCUGGCCACAGCCCUGCAGAAGCUGGAGGAGGCUGAGAAGGCAGCUGACGAGAGCGAGAGAGGAAUGAAGGUCAUCGAAAACCGAGCCAUGAAGGAUGAGGAGAAGAUGGAGCUGCAGGAGAUGCAGCUGAAGGAGGCCAAGCACAUCGCUGAGGAUUCCGACCGCAAAUACGAGGAGGUGGCCAGGAAGCUGGUGAUCCUGGAAGGAGAGCUGGAGCGCUCAGAAGAGAGAGCAGAGGUGGCUGAGAGUAAAUGUGGGGACCUAGAGGAGGAGCUGAAAAUUGUUACCAACAACUUGAAAUCCCUGGAAGCCCAAGCGGACAAGUAUUCCACCAAAGAAGAUAAAUAUGAAGAGGAGAUCAAACUGCUGGAGGAGAAGCUAAAAGAGGCUGAGACCCGAGCAGAGUUUGCCGAGAGGUCUGUGGCAAAAUUGGAGAAGACCAUCGAUGACCUGGAAGACGAGGUCUAUGCACAGAAGAUGAAGUACAAGGCCAUCAGCGAGGAACUGGACAACGCACUCAACGACAUCACCUCCCUCUGAGCCCCACGCCAGUGUGGCCCCCUCAGCCCCUUCUCUCUCCUCUUUCCAUUCUCUGUGGGGAGGAGGCAGGCAGGAGGAGCAAAAUGGUCAGCAUCACACAGCCAGGCUGGGCGCCGCCUCAGAGAGCCCCCGCCACACCUGCCGCCCACCUUGGCACUUGCUUCGUCCUUCUAUCCACCCACUCCACCCAGCCUCUGCCUCUUUCUGCUGCUUAAUAAACUCAACUUGGUCUCCA